UUUUUAUGUUUCCCUUUUUCUCCCAUCGAUUCUUGGGCUUUUUAUCAAAUUUUGGUCCUCCUCGCGUUCUAAUUCGCGUUUCUCGUUUCUUUUUCUGCGGUAUUUUGCCGAGCUCUAUAAUUGGAAUUGUCGGAACUGUUUUUAGGAUAAGAGGAUUAGGUUUUUGUUUCGAGAAUUUAAUUUCUUUCUUUUUCAAGUAUGGAUUUCCAUUUAAGAUUUGUUUUUGUUGUUCUAUUAUUUCAAAAAAAAAAGGUUCCUUUUGGGUACUUUUUUGUGGCACAUUCAAGCAAUUCACAGCGACUAGGAGUUGGAGUUCGUGCCACUUCUUCUGUUCAAGAAGUUACCGUAGAUGUUGAUUCUUUGUUUGCUUCACCUCAUAUAUAUUCUCGGGCACUGUGUGGAAGUGGAAUAUUUCGAGCUAUCAAAAUUGCUGUUGAUGAUAUUCAGGAAUUAUUCAAGGUGUAGAAUAUCUAGUUCUUGGACAAAAAUGGAGAUUUCGCAAAAGGAUCUGAAACAAUUCAGAUUAAAAAUUUUAAAUAUGAAAAAUAAAGAAUGCCAAAUGAUUAACAGACUUAUGUGGUAUCGAUGUGAAAAUAAGCAUGAAAGAAUCAGCAACAAAGUAUGGUAGUAACGAAAACACCACUGCCACCAAAAACGGAUAGGACAAUCAAUCCAUCCUCUCUGAGCAUUUCUUGAUAAAGUUACAAUUAGUUUGAGAGUAAUUAUAUAAAUUCUGCAAAUGGUUGAAUUUAUCUUGUUUAAUUCUGCUAUCUAAUACUGUAGGUUUGAAAACCAUUUCAUGGACCAAUGGAAAGACCUAGAAUAACUAAGAGUUUUUCUCUAAAAUUUAGAGAAACUUCUUACUACACUUACAAGGGAUUAACCUAGUAAAAGUUGAAACAAGGGGAUAGCAUAUGUGUAAAAGCUUGAUAUAUAUAGACUUGUAUGAGAACAACAAAAAUAUACACACACGCAUGAAGGACAUGUAAUCAGCAUGUAUUCUAAUCUUGGUACUAUCAAGUGGGUUACAAUAUUUAGCUGACAUGUCUCUUAAGAUCAGGGUGGAUCAUUAACCAUGUCUUUGGGAGAAUAUUGCCCACAGAUAAUGCAAAGGCCAUAGCUGGAGAAAGCAGAUAGUAGGAUGGAUUACAACAGUGAUAUGAGAAGAACCUAUGAUGCUUAAAAAUUUUAAGUGAUAAAAAUGAAUGAGGGUUCGGAAGCAGAUAUAGACACCUAUGCAGUUGACAAUAGAAAUAACAGGACAGUGUGGGUAACAUACCAUAUAUCUAUGUCUAGUGUGAAAGUGGGUGAUUGGGUUUCUGUUGACCAGUCCAUGUCACAAUUGCUUUGCCUUUCAUUCUGCAGAUCACUGGUGACAAGGCCUGGUUGAGGGUCCUGCACCUGCUGGUUGAUGCCGUCCAUGGUGAGCAUAUGUUUACUCUAGCUAGCAAGAUAAUCUAUAAUAGUGGAUAUAAUUUAGAAACAAGACAUGACAGGAACCUUGGCUAAGGUCCGAACUCCGAAGUUUGCCAAGUCUAGAAACAUAAGAGUCAAUUGAAAACUGAAUAAACUAGCGCACUUAAUCAUGUUAUGAACUGAGCAAUUAAAGGAGUCUGUCACUGAUUGCAUGUAUACAGUAAAAAUGUCAGAGAACAUGGUUUGUUGAUCUCGUGUGAGAGGCACCAUCAGUUUGCUUUUUCCCAUGUUGAAUGAUAAGCCAAAGGCUUUGUCCCUCAUAAAUUAAUUUGGACUGUUAUAUUUAAUCAAUAAUCAGGCACUGUUAGGAGAAAUCUGACAUGGAAUUCUUUCUUUAUUCUCUUUAAAAUGCCUAGGUUUUAAGAGUUUUUAGACCAUUUCUUUGCCAUCUCAGGGUUGUCAUUUUGAUUGUGCGCCCCUUCCUACUCAGCUUCCCUGAUGGUAAACUUUUCUGCAAACCGGCAUAAUCCAUUUUUUGGCUCUUUCCUACUCAGAGAUGCAACCCACAUAAUAAAAUAAUGUCCGACUUAUUCCAUUUUAUGCACCUAUCCUCCAUAUGCUGGCUGUAUGUUGGUGUGAAAGAAAAACCACAAGCUAACACAAGACUGUGUGCUUCUCCAAAACAAUGUAUUCACAAGAUCAAGGAAACACAUGCUUUGAGGCUUUCUCCAGAGCAGCAUGGUUGUCUUUCUUGCUUCCGGAGCCACUACAGAUGGAGGGGUCACAUUAAAAGACAUGCACCAGGUGUCUUUCUUGACAAAUCAAGUCUCUCAUUUCAAAGACAUUUAUCCAGCAGUGGCACUGUGAAACCAGCCCAUAUCCCAUUAGCAGCUGUAGGUCCUGAGGAACCACAUGUUGCAAGCACAACUUGGUCUGAUAUGGUGCUCGAGAAACAAGGUUUGACUUUCCAGGAUCCUGAGGUAGAAAAGGCAGAACUAGAAGGAUUCUUAAGUUCUCCACUUCCUUCUCAUCCAAAGCUGUACAGAGGACAACUGAAGAAUGGUCUUCGCUAUCUUAUUUUACCUAAUAAAAUUCCAGCAAACAGGUUUGAGGCACAUAUGGAAGUUCAUGUUGGAUCUGUUGAUGAGGAAGAUGAUGAGCAGGGGAUUGCUCAUAUGAUUGAACAUGUUGCAUUUCUUGGUAGUAAAAAGCGCGAGAAACUUCUUGGGACAGGAGCAAGAUCUAAUGCAUAUACAGACUUUCACCAUACGGUGUUUCAUAUCCAUGCUCCAACCAGCACGAAGGACUCAGAUGGAGAUCUACUUCCAUUUGUAUUGGAUGCACUGAAUGAGAUAGCAUUCCACCCUAAGUUUCUUCCAUCUCGUGUUGAAAAAGAGAGACGGGCUAUCCUUUCAGAACUACAGAUGAUGAACACCAUAGAGUAUCGUGUUGAUUGCCAGUUGUUACAACAUUUGCACUCAGAAAAUAAACUGGGCAAAAGAUUCCCAAUUGGACUAGAAGAGCAGAUUCAGAAGUGGGAUGCAGAUAAAAUCAGGAAAUUUCAUGAGCGCUGGUAUUUUCCUGCAAAUGCUACUUUAUACUUGGUUGGGGAUAUUGAUAACAUCCCCAAGAUGGUGUACCAAAUCGAAGCUGUAUUUGGACGAACGCUUGCAGAAAAUGAAACAUCAACCGUCCAUAAUCCCAGUGCUUUUGGUGCAAUGGCAAACUUUCUUGUUCCAAAGCUACCAGGUGGGCUGGCUGGAAGUCUGUCUAAUGAGAGAUCAUCUAUUUCAUUAGAUCAACUAAAGCCUGCAAAGAAGGAAAGACAGGCAGUUAGACCACCUGUUGAGCAUAAAUGGUCUCUCCCUCGAUUGGGUCACGAUGCCAAGCCUCCUGAAAUCUUCCAGCAUGAGUUGAUUCAAAAUUUCUCCAUCAACAUGUUUUGCAAGAUUCCUGUCAGUCAAGUUCGAACAUAUGAAGACUUGCGCAACGUCUUGAUGAAGAGAAUAUUUUUAUCAGCUUUGCAUUUCCGGAUCAAUACAAGAUACAAGAGCUCAAAUCCUCCUUUUACAUCUAUUGAGCUGGACCACAGUGACUCGGGAAGAGAAGGAUGCACCGUUACCACUCUUACAGUAACAGCAGAACCAAAGAACUGGCAGAGUGCCGUUAAGAUUGCUGUUCAUGAGGUCCGAAGACUAAAAGAGUUUGGUGUAACAAAGGGAGAAUUAACUCGCUACAUGGAUGCACUUAUAAAAGAUAGUGAACAGUUGGCUGCAAUGAUUGAUAGUGUCCCAUCAGUUGAUAACUUAGAUUUUAUCAUGGAGAGUGAUGCUCUGGGUCAUACUGUUAUGGAUCAAAGACAGGGACAUGAAAGUUUGGUAGCGGUUGCUGAAACAGUGACACUUGAAGAAGUCAAUGCGACUGGUGCAAAGGUGUUGGAAUUCAUUUCUGACUUCGGAAAGCCUACUGCACCACUUCCUGCUGCUAUUGUUGCCUGUGUUCCAAAGAAAGUGCAUAUUGAUGGAGUGGGAGAAACGGAGUUUAAGAUCUAUCCACAUGAGAUCACCGAUGCUAUAAAAGCAGGUUUAGAGGAACUCAUACAUGCUGAGCCAGAGCUUGAGGUGCCAAAAGAUUUGAUAACUCCAUCACAGUUGGAGGAGUUGAGAUUGCAGUGUAAACCAUCCUUCGUUUUUUUAAAUCAGGAAACAAAUGCAACAAAAGCAUUUGACAACGAAACUGGCAUCACACAAUGUCGUCUCUCAAAUGGGAUUCCCGUAAACUAUAAGAUUACAAAAAAUGAAGCAAGGUGUGGCGUCAUGCGACUGAUUGUAGGUGGUGGAAGAUCAACUGAAACUUCUCAAUUAAAGGGUGCUGUUGUUGUAGGUGUUCGAACUCUUAGCGAGGGUGGUUGUGUUGGCAACUUCUCGAGAGAACAGGUAGAACUUUUCUGUGUGAAUCAUCUGAUAAACUGCUCUUUGGAGUCCACUGAGGAAUUUAUCUCUAUGGAAUUUCGGUUUACUUUGCGAGACAAUGGGAUGCGUGCUGCCUUCCAACUUCUUCAUAUGGUGCUUGAGCACAGUGUAUGGCUAGAAGAUGCUUUUGAUAGAGCAAGGCAACUGUAUUUGUCACAUUACCGUUCCAUCCCCAAAAGUUUAGAGCGCUCAACUGCUCACAAACUUAUGGUAGCAAUGUUAAAUGGUGAUGAAAGAUUUGUUGAACCAACACCAGAAUCAUUGCAAAAUUUGACACUUCAAUCGGUUAAAGAUGCUGUUAUGAAUCAGUUUGUUGGUGACAACAUGGAGGUUAGCAUUGUUGGUGACUUCAGUGAGGAUGAUAUUGAAUCUUGUAUGCUUGAUUAUCUGGGAACAGUCAGAACCACAAGAGGUGCUAAGAGUCAGCAGUGCGUCAACCCAAUCAUGUUUCGACCAUUCCCAUCUGACCUGCAUUUUCAACAAGUACACCUGAAGGACACUGAUGAGAGAGCAUGUGCAUAUAUUGCAGGCCCAGCACCAAAUCGCUGGGGAUUCACUGUUGAAGGGAAAGAUCUUUUUGAUUCAGUAAAAAGCUCAACUUUAAAUGAUGAGCAAUCUAAUUCAGAGAUGUUCACUCCUUUUGAAAGGAAAGAUGUAGGAACUGAUCUCCAAAGAAAUAUUCGGAGUCAUCCACUGUUCUUCGGCAUUACUUUGGGGCUGUUGGCUGAGAUCAUAAACUCUAGGCUGUUCACAACUGUCAGGGAUUCUUUAGGACUAACAUAUGAUGUAUCCUUUGAACUAAGUCUUUUUGAUAGGCUGAAACUUGGAUGGUAUGUGAUAUCAGUAACUUCUACUCCAAGUAAGGUAUGUUUAAUAAUGUUAGCCUGUCUUCAAGUAAGUUUCUGUCCCAUGUGUGCUCCAGUUUCUCAAAAUAUCAGUGUCUGUCAGGUUUACAAAGCUGUUGAUGCAUGCAAGAAUGUUCUUAGAGGUUUGCAUAGUAACAAGAUUGCCCAGAGGGAGCUGGACCGGGCAAAGAGGACCCUGCUGAUGAAACAUGAAGCUGAAAGCAAGUCAAAUGCUUACUGGUUAGGAUUGUUAGCACAUUUGCAGGCUUCAUCCAUUCCAAGAAAGGAUAUUUCGUGCAUUAAAGAUUUAACCUCGUUGUAUGAAGCUGCAACGAUUGAGGACAUAUACCUUGCAUAUGAACAUUUGAAAGUAGAUGAUUCUUCUUUGUUUGCAUGUGUUGGAGUGGCUGGUGCACACACAGGUGAAGAUACAUCUGUUUCAGAUGACGAAGAACUUGAUUUGGGCCAUCAAGGGGUCACUCCCAUUGGCCGUGGUCUAUCAACGAUGACAAGACCCACAACCUGAUUUGCUUCAGAAACAUUCGUUUUUUCCUGUAAUGAGCACAGCAACCGACUUCCGGGCGAUCUCUUUGGAGCCCUCAUGCAUUAUGAUAAAUUCUGCACAGGAUCGGUGUCAGCAGUGCGCCCACACAAUAUCACAAUUGAAUUUGAAAAAUUAUAUUAUUUGUUAUUUUAUGUAUGUUUCUGUAUAUAAGCACACAAUACAUUAUUCUUGAAAGAAAAUCUUCAAGUUCAUCAUCUGUCUGAAGUUCCACUUUGCCUGUAACACAAGUCUCAGAUGGCUUUGUUAGCAAUUCAGAUGGUAGGAUCAAUAAAGCCUAUGUUGUAAUCUCUAGCUCCGAAUGGGAAAUAAAAGGAAUUGGAAACCAGCUAUUGGCAGAGCUGAUGCUAUAGCUUAUGACAGACAACGAAGACCAGAAGAUCGUUUUGGCAGCUAAUUUGAAAGACGAUGCUAUAGUCGUCGGACAAGACUUGUGAUUCGAACUGUUAAGACAACAUGUCUUGUAAUAUGUCGAUUGGGGUGUUUGCAUAUAAGCAUUGAAUGCUUGACAUAUGGGAACCACAGGAUUCUUGUUAGUGCAUGACAAAUUCAAUUCCCUAACCGAUUUGUGCGUAUAAUUGCCGUUGUUUUGGAAGCUAUUUGUCUAAUUUUAGUUA
Molecule: messenger RNA, 6412 nt
Organism: Elaeis guineensis (African oil palm)
Lineage: Eukaryota; Viridiplantae; Streptophyta; Magnoliopsida; Arecales; Arecaceae
Source: RefSeq, a predicted model, not a curated record